AUGGGCAACUCACUUGGACCAGCUUCAAAUGGCCCUAUUAUCAGCGUAGAUGACGCAAGAGCUCAUGUGUCCGACGAGGAGUAUCGACGUAUUCACGCUGCUUUUUCGGGAUUCAAGAAGCCAUUUAUCACAUUCGAUGAGUUCUGCUACCACGUUCUUGGUGGUGCGCGGAUCCCAGAAGAAAAACAAAAAGAGCUGUUCAAAUUCUGUUCUAGAAAUUCUGAAACUUUGUCGUUCGAGAAUCUUCUAACAGCUCUUGUGGGAUUAUGUAGAAUCGAACAAGUCCAGGAACAUUUCAUAGAAGAAUGCAAAGAAUUCGCUUCAUGGGGUCUGAGACCUCCGCUGCUUACGAUCCCAAUGAGCGAUUCCUACAUAUCUUUUUACGAAGUGAUGUCUUAUGUUACACACCUGUCCGUGGAAGAGGUGAUGGAACUAGAAAAAGUUUUUGCAACAAUAAGCGACCGAUCUGUAUGCAAACUUUCUAAAGAUCGUUGGGAUACUGCACUUUGUGGUUGUUUUCCUACCAAAUUUGUAGAUCAGCUUUUCCGUGUGUUCGACGAGAACGGUGACAAUCAGAUCGACUUCCGUGAGCUAGUGUGCGGAUUGUCGGCUAUGUGCCGUGGGCCAUUCCCCAGUAGACUUUCUUUUUUGGCCAAGCUGUGGGAUGAGGACUGUGAUGCUAAACUUUCCGACACUGAACUUCACGAAAUGUACGAGGAUUUGAAAGUGCCUCCAAGUGAUCGAAAUGUCGUGAAGAGUGCCGGCGAAAAGGCUGCGGCCGUUGACUUUGCUACGUGGGCUAAUGGGAAUGAGUACGCGAAAGAACACUAUGCUAUGGCUAUGGAAGUAGGUCACAUAUGCCUAGGACUACGUCCAGAAUCUCACAAAGUAGGAUUGGCACUAGUGAACUCUUUUGAGUCUCGCUCGAAAAAUUUGCCACUACUCGAAUGGAGCAUUGUUUCAUCUGUAUGGCACAACGAAUGGGCGAAAGCAGCUGCUGAAGGCAAAACUCCACCUCCUGUGGACAACUCAACUAUUAAAGGAACUAAAGCUGACGAUGGAUGGAGUGGAAAGGUGGCAUGUUUGUCGCUGGAAUCUGCAAAUCUUCGAGCUGAUUUGACGCCUAAGGAUUACAUUGCUGUACCUCCGGCACUCUGGCGAGCAUGGCUAAGAUGGCACGGAAGCGCUCAGUCGGUCGAUGGUCAGUUCACUCGCAAAAGACUUAGUGGGGAGUUUUUUCCUGAUGGAAAAGAAGGUCUUGAACUGUACCCUAUGGAUAUACUCUUACUUGGGCACGAUAAAAAGAAGCUUAAGGACAUUGACGGGAUUCAACAAACUUCGCCUUGGGCUUGUGCUCAGGUUUCGCGAAGUUGUAGUGUGGACGAAUUGCUGCAGCUGUGCAGAAGUGAAUUGAGACUCGGCGACGGAGAUGCCAGGCUAUGGCUUGUUGGCGAAGAGGGAAACACUCUCUUAGACGACGGGAUGAGAACAUUGCAUCAACUGACGGGGAAAGGAAAACGAGUUAGCAAAUUCCUGUUAGAAUUGAGGGAUCCAAAUGGUGUCUGGCCAGAAGAACUGAGAGCCUCAUUAACGGGAACCCAAAUAUCUUCAUUGGCUAGUACAUCGGGUCGUCCUGGUGCCGUUGGUCUUGUAAAUUCGGGGAAUUUUUGCUACAGAAAUGCAGCCAUCCAAUGUCUAGCACGAGUCUCACCUCUUACCGAAUAUCUGCUCAACGAACACAGCAUGAGUGCGUUGAAGAAAGGUGAUGCUAAUAACAACGAAUCAUUCGUGACAACAUUGGAGUACUCGAAGUUAUUAAAGGAAAUGUGGGCCGCUAAGAAGAAGAAUAUCUCACCGAAUAGUUUCAACGAUGCAGUCAGAUUUGCGGAUCAAUUUGAUGAUGGGGAACAGCACGACUGCCAGGAAUUUGUCUCUUUCCUUAUUGAACGAUUCCAUACAUGUGUAGCAAGGAUUGAAUAUGAGAGUUCUCUGGAAAAUGGAAGUGAAACAACUGAGACAGAUGUAGAUUCAAUCAAGACUGGUUCCGUUGAAGACGUAGAGCCGAAUGAGGAGAACUUGACGGAUGAGCAGAAGGGAGAAAAGGCAUGGAAUCAUUAUAUUCGAGACAAUAACUCUUUGGUGACGUCACUUUUCUCAGGCCAAUUGCGAUCCCGCUUAAUCUGCCGCAAGUGCAAAUCCUCGUCUUCAGUGUUCGAAGCAUUCACCUCACUUAGUCUUCCAAUUGGUUUCGAAAAUGUGGAACUGUACCAAAUUAUUGUGGUUCGACGUGAUGGUAGCGUUCCACGACGAUAUGGUUUCCGGCUACCGAGAGAGUGCACCAUAGCGACAUUUAAAGGACUAGUUGCGGAAGCAAGCGGAGUGAAUAAAGAUGCACUCACUAUUCAAUGUCUCAGCAAAAGGGGAUACUUUAUGAAUCCGUCUAGCACUGAUGAGAAUCUACCGUUAAGCUCUGUACCAUCUGGUGCACGAUUAUAUGCGCUUCAUUUACCCGAAGAUACACCAGAAUGGAGAGUGGCUAUACAUAGAAAACUGCAAUACAACUAUGAACCGUAUUUUCUCGGUUCUACGGGUGGAUUUGUUGUAUCGCAGUUUGGGUUGCCACUCAUUGUCCCAUGUCCAGCAAAUAUCACUGGAAAAGAGUUAUAUGAAGAUGUUAUGAGCCAGAUGCGACGAUUUAUGGACUUGUCGUCGCCAGCCAUCUCCAAUCGUGCACACGAUCCGUCUGAAAAUAUCUCGUUCGGUUAUCCAUUUUCUCUUUGCUUGGUGGACGAGUCAUGGGAAUGGUGUGGCCAAUGUGCAGCGUUGAGGUUCUGUCGUGGAUGUGCUAUAAGGCCGGAUUCAUCAUUGGCAAAUAUUCCUGAGAACUGUGGAAUAGCUGUGGAUUGGUUACCUAUUGCGUUGUACCUCAAAUAUAACCAUUCGCAGGAAUUGGCUUGUGAAGAUGACGAAUCGGUGGCAGAAACCUGGUCAAGACACUUUGCUCCAUCUUCUUUGGAACACUGCCUGGAAAAGUUCAGCUGUCCUGAGACUCUUGAUGUGCUGAUCCAUUGUGACACAUGCAAUGAGAAGACAAAAAGAGACAAAGUGAUGACUAUAUGGAGGUUGCCAAGAUAUUUGAUAAUUCACCUCAAGCGAUUUGAGUUUUUACGUGGUGAAGGAAGAAUGGGUAAAUGUAAACGAGUGAUUACUUUCCCCCUAAGGCAGUUCGAUCCAACACCAUUUGUGGACGGACAUGUUGGAAAAAGUAAAUAUGAGUGCAUUGCUAUUGCGAAUCAUUACGGCCAGCUGUCAUCAGGCCAUUUUGUUGCCUACGCUCGUGGUAUCGAUGAGAAAUGGCUUCUGUUAAAUGAUUGUUCUGUUAGAGAAGUAUCUGAAGAAGAGGUAGAUCGAGCUGGUGCAUACUUAUUGUUUUUCGAGAGAAAGGAUUGA
Necator americanus (New World hookworm) is the source of this 3450-nucleotide messenger RNA. RefSeq lists its product as uncharacterized. The transcript is spliced from 29 exons. Gene Ontology annotation, molecular function: cysteine-type deubiquitinase activity; calcium ion binding. Bases 1 to 3450 code for a protein of 1149 amino acids. Gene Ontology annotation, biological process: protein deubiquitination. Gene Ontology annotation, cellular component: Golgi apparatus. The record is from RefSeq and is a predicted model, not a curated record. Lineage: Eukaryota; Metazoa; Nematoda; Chromadorea; Rhabditida; Ancylostomatidae.